GUAGUGCCCGUUCAGUCAGUGGUCGUACGUUGAGCGUAAAAGUUGUGUUACGUGAGUAGUAUGAAACGGAUUUUUAUACGAAAAAGGCACGGUUAAAGGCUGAAAAAAAUAAACGGAAGUUCCGUGCGUGAUAUACGGAAGACAUGUGUUUUUGUGUUGAAUACUGCGGAGAAUCACGAAAUGUAGUGCAAGAAAAUUAAAUUUGCAAUUUUCGUAAAAAAAGGGUUUUGAAAAUUGAAUGAUUUUUACGUAGUUCAGUGAAGAAGUGCGAAAUUAGAAGUAAACAGCAAACUUCAGUGCUGUGCUACUGUAAAUAAUAUGAAAGAGCGUCGCGAUUUAUUACAAAGAAAUUAAAAUAUACUCGAAGAAGUAUGCCAAACUUCUCAGGCAUUGGCCGGAUGUAAUUUCCAUAAGCGUUGGAUUUCCUGUGUCGGACCAUUUGAGCGCUUUGUUUUUGUGUCGGUUUUGGUGCGCGGAGCAUACUUUUGUCGUCAAAAAAUUAAGACGUGUCUGGUUUUAAAUAAAAAUUGCAAAGCAACAAGAAUAAGUUUAUAAAAAUAAUAAUGGUUUAUAAUAAGAAAGAAUGAAAUUUGAUAAUGAAUACAGUUUUUUAGCGCUGGACCACAAUUUGGUGCAGUAAUGCUUACUUAAAGUGCUCACUUUAGUGAAGUAAACAAUUAUACACGAUUAUUUACGAGCCGCGUUGCGAAAGUGUUGAGAAAGUGCGGUAUGUUGUGCGUGUAAAUUAUUUGCUGACACUGAAAAUGUCAGUUGAGUGAGUUGCCAAAACCAGCCCGUGAGUUUAGUGACACAGUAUAAUAUAAAAUAGUGGUAGAAGUGUUGGAAAAGCGGUUGCUUUCCAUACGCCAAAAAACCUGUCGAUUAAAGCGACACAGCAAAAGCAAAAAAUAUAUAGCGAUUUGUAGGUAGUUGACGCUUUGUGCCACUGCCUGACUGUCGGCGCACAUUUUACCUGCCAAAACGAUAAGGAUAAUAAACGACAGAGAAAAGGCUGUCUGUGAUGCACGGCACAGUGGGUUGAAUGCGAAAGGCCGAGUGUUAAAAUUGGAAGCAAAAAUAUAAUAAAUGAGAGUGUGAGCAGAUAGUUAAAGCAAAUUGAAAACGUCAGUGUGUGUCAAAAUAAUAAUAAAAGAAAAAGAAAAAAAUAAUCAGCAAAUCAUCAACAAGUUCUGCUGACAAUCCUCAGAUUUUGCUGAUUACAAAAAAUAAAUCUUACUUGCCACAAAACAAGCAAAACCACCGCUAUAUAAAAAAAACAAAAAAGUGAUUUAUCCAUCAAGCCAUCAAGCGCAAACAGCAAAGUGCGACGAAGCAAAAUCAUCAAUGUGUACUAUCCACCUAUGCGGGCAUUGUCGGCACACUCGGCUGCUACUGAUUGUUUGCGGUUGCAUUUACUUGUCGUAAAUCACGCAAACCAAUUGUCGUCGUAGACAUUGCGCCAGACAGCAUGCAGCAAAAAGCGUAGCGUAGCGAAACAGUGAAUCACAGUGAACGACAAAACACAAAAGUUAUCGACUUCAAACAGUCGGUCAAUAAAAAAACGUUGACAAGCCGCGUGUGCAACGUUGCUACGUGAAAUUAAAUAUAUAAAACAAACAAAUCAAAUAAGAAGCGGCAGUGACGACGAAAAAAGACGCGUACUUUGCAUUUAUUUUGGCAUUUCGUCAGCAUUUACGCGUCCAACAACAAACAUGGCGGGCAAUAUCGUCAAAUGGUGGAAGCAUAAAAUACUCGGCGGCUAUAAACAAUUCUCAGUACAAGAAUGCACCACCGACUCCGAGGAGCUGAUGUAUCAUCAGGUGCGCGCCUCAUCCUCCUGCAGUGCCCCACCCGAUUUACUGAUGGUGAGCGAUCGUGAAAAUAAUAUACCGCUACGUUCGCCCGUAGUCAAUCUAAUUUCCACCACAACAACAACAACGGCGGCAGCGCAUCACAGCAGCGCCACUGUUGGCUGCAGCAGUGUGCAAAAACUUCAUCACAGUGCCAGUGGGCAACAACAACAAGCGUCACACCGUGAUCCCCACCAACAGCAACAACAACAACACUGCGCGAAGGAUGUCAGCAGUAAACAACAUUUGAAAUUGAGCAGCAAAAGUGCUGCCAGUAAAUUCAUUAAUGCAACACAGCAACAGUUGGCCGUUGGUAGUCAACAGCAACAACAACAUCAACAUCUUCAACAGGAUGAAAUUGAUGGGCAACAACCGGCAUCACAUCAACGGCACUCCUCACAUCAGCACGGCAAGGAGGAGCGCAUACGCUUGGAGGAGUUCACUUGCGACGUUUCCGUUGAGGGUGGCAAAUCCACACAGCCGCUACAGUUCUCCUUCACCUUCUACGACCUGGACGGGCAUCAUGGCAAAAUCACAAAGGACGACAUUGUCGGCAUCGUCUACACGAUAUACGAGUCGAUCGGCAAGUCCGUGGUGGUGCCACACUGCGGCAGCAAAACAAUCAACGUCCGUCUCACUGUCAGCCCGGAGGGUAAAUCAAAAUCAGCCGCAGCAGCCGCCGCUACAGCAAACGGUGGAAAGUUGAAGAAAACAGCCAACGGCGCUGGUGCCGGUAUAUUGGACACGGCGACAAAGUCCAAUGCCGGUCACGGACACGGUCACACACGUCGCCAACACCGCUAUCGGCCGCGCAAACUAAUUAAAUCGGAUGAUGAGGACGAUGACAGCAACAGUGACAAGGAAAAGGAUGUCGCAGCCGCGACGAAUGCUGCUGCCGCAACGGCAAGUGGCGCAUUGACGGCCACUAGCGUGGGUGCGCCGAUUGCAGGCGGCAAAUCAAAAGGUCAUUCCAGCAGCAGUAAGUUCAAUAAAAUGAAAGCCUCCGCUGUAGCGGCAGAGCAACAGCAAUUGUUGUAUCUACAACAACAACAACAGAUGGAAACGUGCAACGCGGCAGCGUCACAACAACAACAAACGUCACCGUACAUUGACGUGUCAGCCGCCAACUGCCCGCACGAGAAUCUCUAUGAGAAUAUGACGACGACGACGAGUCUGAAAUGUUGCACUAAGGAAACGUUGCUGAAAAUCGAAGACUGUCGCGGCUGUGAGACGACAGUGACAAGCGCACCGAUUACACCGGCGGGCUAUGUGCGCUCCUCGACGGAUGUGUACAUGCGACAGGCGUCGACGCGCGUCAAAAUGCUGCGAAAGGCACGCAAGCAAAAGUUUCAGGACCAUUGCCAUGAAACACGCCAGCGUAGCCUCUCCGUCGGCAGCGAAGCUUGCUGGUACAAUCGGCACAUGCAACAACAGCAACAGAACAAAUUGGAACAGUCCCAACAGCAGCAGCAACAGCAGCAAUUAGGUGAUGUUGUCGAUGGCGUUCAGCUACGUAAUCCACAGAAGAACAGCACCAGCGCCACGGCCGCCUCGUCCGUGUUGGCUCAACGGCAGCGCAACUCCGCUGAAUGCUGGAAGACCGCAUUGAAUCGCAACGACUUGAUGAGCAUUAUACGGGAGAGCAUGGAGAAGAAUCGUUUGUGUUUUCAGAUGAGCGGAAAACCUCAAGCAAAUGUGAGUCCUAUAAGGCAACCACAACUUCAACAUCAACCGCCUCACAGUCAGCAGCAGCAGCAGCAGCUGCAACAACAACAGCGCUCAAAUACUGUGUCGAAAAUACCGACACUAAUUGCGAACCACAGCAAUGCCAUUAUCAACCACAGCAGCAACAGCAACAACAACAACAAUACCCACAACAACAACAACCAUCACCAUCAUCAACACAGCCCCAACAACAGUCACAGUCACAGCAACAGCAGCAGUCACAGUCACAGCAGCAAUCACACGAACAACAACAGCAGCGAAUUAAAUUUACACGACAUCAGCACCACCAACAACACCACACAAUACCAUCCUCAGCCACAUAUACCCAUCUACCAUCAGCAAAUGGCCAUUAAUCCCGCUGUGCUGGCCGCCCAAAGUGGCAUGCAACAUGGUGUGCAUAGCAAAAUGAAUUUGUGUGGCUACGAUUCUUUUUUACAUGCGACCAUUUGCGGUGGCGGCACUAGUCACUCGCCACCGCCGACAUCGAGUGGUGGCAUUGGCGCAUUAACGGCCAACACAUUAGUGCCACAAAUCGUUAGCCACAAUCCACACGCUAAUCAACAACAACAACAACUAAUCGCAACAGUACAACCCAUAAUGAACGCAGUUCCUAGCAGCCAGAGCACACCCGCUAAGGUGUUCCUCAACUCCACCACGCACCAGAUAAAAACCAGCAAAAUAUUGCGCAGCGGCUCUUACUCACAACAACACACGCCGCUGCACAGCCUCACCGCGCAGAACUCACCACAAUACAACGGUUAUCAGCGGCUCUCAUCUUCCAAUUCGCAUCACAGUCACAGUCACGGACAUGGACAUGCCCAACUUGGACAUCAGCAGCUACACCAACAAUGCGCCAACAAGCUGGCGGCUUUGAGUUUCGCCACGGACGCGCCACUGACGCACAAUGCCCCCGCGGAGCACAUCGAGAAGUGGCUGAAGCAUAAUAGCGCGAAGCAGCAACGCAAAGAGAGCGCCGCGAAAUAUGCCGACAACGCACUGUACGCCAAGCUGAGCGAGAAGCUGCAAGAGAGCGCGCUAAGCACGCACAAUCAACGCGAAAAUGUGCAACGUCGCAAGCACAAGUCCGCGCAUAAGUUGCGCACGUCGACCGCGCGUCAUGCGUCCGCCGCGCCAAUGCAGAGCGCAUGUGCGACUAACGGCAUACAUUCGAGCAGCUCGAACACGAGCAUCGGCACCUACGCCGCGCUCAUACCAAUACACGGCGACCCAGCGGAAUGUGAGAAUCUCAUCGCGCCGACCACCACGGACGACGAGGCGGUGAAUGAGGCGCCAAGCGCGCUGUUUUACGUGGCGUGCAAAGCUGCCGCCACCUCGACGCCGAAGUCGAAAGCAACGGUCAACGCCGGUGUGGAGCCAGCCAGUCAGGAAAGCAAUGUAGCCACCGCCAAAUUGGUGGACCUAAACGAUGAGACGGAAUUGGUGGCUGUGGAAGCUGUUGAGGGCGCGUUGGAAGAUCCGGAUGUGACUUUACGCGUGAGCGAUGCGGCAGAGGUCGAAGAGUUGGAAGCAGAGGAGGGUGAAGAGGAUGAGGAGGAUGAAGAGGCAGAGACCGAGGGUAGUGGCGGUAGUGCGGCAAAUACGAGCGGCGCUUCGUCGUUGAUACACCGUUAUGUGCACGAGCACAUACACCAUCACUAUCAUCACUUUGAGGAAAAAGACGAAUAAAUAAGUUUCAAAAUUAUUUAAGUGAAAAAACAACAAAAAAUAUAAUGUAUGAGAUUAGGUUCAUUGACUGAGCCAGUGUUAGACUAAAAUUGUAUAAUUGUUUAGCGUAUUAUAAUUACAAAAAAAAACUUAGGUAUAUAUAUAGUAAUAACAAAAACAAAUCAGCGUUUAAGUGUUGCUUAGCUGUAAUAUAUAUUAAUGUUAUCACGCAUACUUUAGCGAAUUUCACACAACAAACAUUUGCUGUUGAUUACAAAGCUUAAAGGCCUAAAAGUAUGCUAUGAAUGUUAUGCUUAUGCUGUUAAUGACGCAAAGCGCGGCUAUAAAACUGGGAAUUUAAUACAGAGCCGGCAAAGUGAAGGUGCAUUUAUAUAAUUUCAAGUAAAAUUCUUUAAAAAAAAUCAUAAAAGCACACAAAGUACUUCUUUGCAAACAAACCCCGCAAAAAUGUUUUAAAACUAUUUCAUUAACAUAUUUUUAUUAGUUAUUUGUUUAUACUGCCCACAAAUAUCUCACACAAAUUUGAAAUAUUUUAAUGUCGUGAAAGUGUUGCCAACAUAUCCGCGUAAGCAUAUCAAAAUUGCUUUAAAACAAAGCUGUCACACAAUAACGCUUCAAAAAAUUUUAACCUACAGUUCUUUGCAAAAUAUGCUGGUAAACCAUUAGUAAGCAUUGAAAAAAUUUUAAUUAUGAUAUUCAUCCAUUCCUCUUCAACAUUAAAAUAAAAAAUAAUUCAAAUUUCAUUUUUUAUUUUUAAAUCAUAUUUAAUGACAAAAUUUCAAUUUCAAUUAAUUAGAAAGCUUUUAAAAUUUUAAUUGCAUAGUUUUUAGUAAAAAUGAUAUUAAAGACGACACAUUUUGCGCACAGCACUGUAGCAAAAAUGAAUUUGGUUAUUUAAUAAAAAAACUUUUGUUUGAACCAUU
Messenger RNA from Zeugodacus cucurbitae (melon fly), 6184 nucleotides. RefSeq names its product protein naked cuticle (gene nkd). The record is from RefSeq and is a predicted model, not a curated record. Gene Ontology annotation, cellular component: cytoplasm. NCBI's taxonomy places the organism in Eukaryota, Metazoa, Arthropoda, Insecta, Diptera, Tephritidae. The coding region runs from base 1713 to 5261 and encodes 1182 amino acids. The transcript is spliced from 5 exons. Gene Ontology annotation, biological process: negative regulation of Wnt signaling pathway.